This is a messenger RNA of Closterium sp. NIES-67, 13299 nucleotides long. NCBI's taxonomy places the organism in Eukaryota, Viridiplantae, Streptophyta, Zygnematophyceae, Desmidiales, Closteriaceae. The record is from the annotation of a GenBank genome assembly.
AGGUUGGUUUGCCAGCUCCUAAAAUGUUGGUCUCACCUGAUCAUGGCGCGCUUCAAUCCUGGUGCUCUCCGUGAUAUCCGGCCACUUAUGCCGAUGAAUUGACAACAUUUGACUGAGUCGCUUCUCAUCCGCUUUUCACAUGGCUGAUCCGGGGAGUGAUCGCUCGGAAGGCGAAAAGGAAAAUGCAGAGUCAUCAAGUGGUGCAAGCAGGGCCGAAUCCGCCGCGAAUGUCGCCAAUGCAACGGAAUCAUCGAGUCAAGGGUCAACAGACGUGACUAUGGCGGGGGAAGGAGCGCGGACCGAGGCGACAGAUUCAAGUGAUGCUAUCGAAGGCGACGCAACAGCAGUAGGAUGGGAGGGUCUACCUCAGGAAGGCCCAUCUGCGGGUUCAGCAGCAGCGGCGGAGGGGAAGCAGCGAGCUACAGGCACGGUUCCUACAGCUCUCUCCAACCAGCCCCUCCCCCCUCGCUUCCCGCCCCAGACGCCGUCCGUUAUGGAAGAGGUCAUUCGCGCAUGGGGCGCCGUGAGAACCGCCGCAGCAGGUGCCGCAGCUGCCGCUACAAGCGCAGUCAUCCGAGCUCCCGCUGCUGCUGCCGCUGCUGCGGCUCCGAGAAACCCGCCUUCUGCGGCGCCCUCUCUCUCCGCCAUGGCGCCCGCUGACGUGCCUCCCGCGCUGAUUGCGGUGAUUGAACAGGCUCUGCAGGAGGUGGCGAGGGGUGCGAAGGGAGGCGAGGGGAGGGACGGAGGGAUGGGGGGGCAGAGGGGGGGGAAAGCCCUGGUGCAGCUGCAGCGACUGGUGGCUGGGAUGAGCCGGGUGGAAGGGAUGGGCGGGGUGGGAGGAGAGCAAGAAGAGCCGGACGAGCAGGGUGCAGCGGGGACGGAAGGGACGGAGGCGAUUGGUGGUGGGGGGGUGGGGACGGGAGCGGGUGGAGGGAGUGACGCAGGUCCAGUCGGGGCGGAGGAACGGGAGGCAGCAGCCGCGCUGGUGGUAGAGACCAUUCUGGCGAUCAUGGGGUGCAGCCACGAGGGGGAGGAGCUGCAAGACGCGCUCGAGGAGCGCAGCAGCAGCAAUGGCAGCAGUAGGGGCAGUGAGGUGGCAGCAACGAGGGGCAAGGAGGCGAAGAGGAGGGGCAAGGUCCCCGGGCCGGUGAUCAUGAUGUCUGCUGAGGCUGCGGUGCUGGGAGCAGCGCUGCUGCCGUGGCUGCCAUGCAGCGACGGCCACCCGCAUGACGGCACUAAAGGGGCAGUGGAUGUAGAAGUGGCGAGUGACGCAGCAGAGAGGAGUGGAGAUAGCAAGGAGACGGCCGGCAUAGAAGCAGGUGCACCAACUGACGCAGCAGCAGCGGCAGCUACUGACACGCCAGCAGGGACAGCUGAGUCCGGGACUUCUGCAGCGGGGUCAUUGCCCAAGGCAGGGGUGUCGAGAUUGAGGUCUCCUCGCACACGCCUGGCACGAGUGCUGGCCACGGCUCUCUCGUCCUGCACGCGCAACCGUGCCAUGUGUGCCAAUGCUGGCCUCACCUCCUCCCUCCUCUCCUCCCUCCGCAUCAUCCUCCUGGGGGGCGUGCGGGCCAGUGGCUCACGGCCACGUGGCGCUGCCCUGCUGGAUGAAGCAAUGCCGCUGGCUGAGCCGACUGCAAGCACGCAGAAGGGCGGGAUGGCUGCAGGGAAGGAGGGCGAGGAGAGGCAGCAGGCGGCGAAGGAAGGUGUGGAUGAGGCUGCUGCCAGGUGUGGUGAUGAUAGUGAAGGUGCCUCUGAUGCUGCUCUCUACGGUGCUGCUGAGUCCGCCUGGGACGUGCGCCCCAUACUGGCAGCGCUGCAGUCGCUGGCGUCCCACUCCGUGUCUGUGGGCGAGCUGAGGGAGUGGAUGGCCACUGUGGUCGCCCUCACCACCUCUGUCGACGCUGCUAGCAGCACCACCUCUACCGUGAGAGCACCAGCAGGUGUAACUGGAACAGCAGGGCCGGCAGGGGAAGAAACCGCAGAAGGAGGAGGGGGUGGGGCAGCCGCGGGUUGGGUGAGCCAAGGGAGGGCGGCGGCGCUGCUGGAUGCGCUGGAAGGGGCCAUGGAGGGCGAGGAGGUGCGGGCGCCGGCGUACACGUUUGAGCUGGACGGCGAGAGCUCAGGGCUGCUGGGACCGGGCGACAGCAAGUGGCCGUUCGCCAGCGGGUACGCCUUCGCCACGUGGAUCUACGUGGAGUCGUUCUACGACACCGAGAGCUCUGCUGUGGGCGCCGCUGCCAUGGCUGCAGCCAUUGCCGCUGCCGCCACUGCUAAGGUCGGCAGAACCUCGGCUGUCUCUGCUGCUGCUGCUGCGAGCGCCCUGGCGGGGGAGGGGCUGAUGCACAUGCCGCGGCUGUACAGCUUCCUGACGGCGGAGAGCCAGGGCGUGGAGGCGUAUUUCCACCGCGAGUACCUCAUAGUGGAGUCGUCCACGCACCGCGGGUCCAAGAGCACGUUCCACUUCUCGCACGCGUUUGAGCCCCAGCGCUGGUACUUCAUUGGGCUCGAGCACGUGUUCAAGCCAUCGUUGCUGGGCAAGGCGGAGUGCGAGAUCCGCCUGUUCGUGGACGGCCGCCUCAUCGAGUCCCUGCCUCUGGACCUGCCGCGCAUCUCGCGCCCGCUGGGCUUUCUCUGCAUCGGCACCAACCCGCCGGCCGCCAUGGCGGGGCUGCAGCGCCGCCGCAAGCAGUGCCCGUUGUUCGCUGAGCUGGGCCCGGUGUACAUCUUCAAGGAGCCCAUCGGAGCUGAGAGGAUGAUGCGCCUGGCAGCAAGGGGAGGGGACCACCUGCCGUGCUUUGGAGCGGGGGCGGGUGUGCCUGCGCUGCUGAGCAGCGACCAGCUCAUGCUGGCAGCAGACGACGCCUAUAGCCUUGACUCUGACCUCGCCCCUCGCCUGCACCUCCUGUACCACCCGCGCCUUCUGCUGGGGCGCUUCUGCCCAGAUGCGUCUCCUGCCAGCGCUGCAGGCGUGCACAGGCGGCCCGCUGAAGUGCUGGGCCACGUGCAUGUGGCGGCGCGGCAUCGAGUGCCCGAGGUGAUCUGGCAGGCGGGGCAGGGGGGCCCGUUGGCGCUCCUCACCCUCUGCAUCAACGCCAUUCAGCCGGAUUCGUUUCUCCCACAGUCUCUUGCCCUGUCAGCGGAUCCCCUGGCUGCUGUGGCUGCGGCCCGGCUGCUGCCACGGGUGCUGGGGCUGGUGGGACGGGCGAUGCGGCAUGGGAUGAACCGUGAGGAGAUGAAGGGAGGCGCACCCGCCAUGCUGGCUCACAUGGUGGCGUAUGGCCUCAGUACGUGUGCACAGGGGGCAACGGGCGCAGGGAAGGGGGAUGGAGCGAAGGUGGGGUGCAGGGAUGGGGUUGGCUCACAUGGCGAUGGUACUGCCACCGACAAGGAGCAGAGGGAGCAGAGGGAGCAGCAGGUUGUGACAGCGCAUCCCAGGGGGGAGCCAUACGACAAGCAGCUAGUGACGGCAGCUGCAGCGCUGGCCAUGGCACCGCGGUUCGGCGACCCCUUAAAGCCGCACCUCUUCCUGCACCUGCUGCUGCACCUGCCGCUGUGGGCCUCGUGCCCCCUGCCCGUGCAGCAGCAGGUGCUGUCGUCCCUGGCCGCCGUGGCAGUGCGCGAGCAGCACACGCUGAGGGCAGCGGGCGCGCUGCCAGUGCUGCUGGACGGGUGCCGCCGCUGCUACUGGGUGCAGCACGAGGCCAUCUCCCUGCCCCUAGGCCCCGCCUCCUCGCGCUCUGUGACCGCUGCUGCUGCUGGGAGCCAUGGUGCAGCAGAGGGCAGUGGGCAGAGGAGUGGGGAAGCCAAGGGAGAUGAGCAGCAGCAGCAGGAGGAAGGGGAGGUGGUGGGUGCGCAGCAUGCGCGGAUGGGCGAGGUGAACGCGCUGGUGGAUGCGGUGGUGGGCGUGCUGGAGCUGCUGCUCGCCAGCAGCUCGAGUGCUGCCAUGGGCGCUGACAUGCGCACGCUGGUGGCCUUCCUGCUCGACUGCCCCCACCCCAACCAGGUGGUGCGAGUGCUGCUGCUAGUGUACCGCCUCAUGGCUCACCCCAACGCCGCGCGAGCAGCAGCCUUCUCCGUUCAGUUCCUUGCAGCAGGCGGCGCCCAAAUGCUGCUCGCGCUGCUGCUGAGGGAGAGCCAGUGGGGCGAGUCCUCCCCCCUGCUCUUCCCUCCCGUGCCCCGCAAGGCUCAGCCAGGCAGUGUGAGGGAGGUGAUGGCGGAGAGGAGUGGUGGGGCGAAGGAUAGUGCAUUGCAGGGAGGCGUUGAGGGGAGUGCAGGGCCUGUGGUGGAAGCGGGGGAAGGAGCCAGCAUGGGGGAGGGUAGCGUGGAAGCUGUUGCAACUGGUGGGGGUGGUGCUGUGGUGGGUGGAGCGAGUGUGGCACCAGAUGGCGCACCGUCGGCCCCAGAAGCAGCAGGCACAGCAACAGCCGCAACAGCUGAAGCAGAAGCAGCGGCCACAGGUGGAUCAGGGGGAUCGGGGCCCACCCCAGAGCUGAAGGUGGACGUGCCAGGCAGCACCACCACCUCCCGGGCACUCUCCCCCAAGGCACCCACCCCCAAGCCGUCCACUCCCGCUGCCUCCACCCCGUCCUGGCAAGCCUUUUUUGACCCCUUCGGGCUCCGCGGUGAGGCUCCAGAGGCAGAAGCACAGGCAGUAGACGGGCAGAGGGGAGCAGCUGGCAGCGGCAGGCAGGAGGGAGGGAAGGAGACAGCAGCAGGGGGGAAGAAUGGGGAGAUGUUAAAGGCUGCAGAAGCGGGGGAGGCGGUGGAGGCGAAGGAGGAGCCGGUUCUUGAGCCGCGAACAGGGCUUGACGUGGCAGCAGAGAUAAUCAAGAAGCUCCAGGAGAGAGGCCUGUUCCAGGCGUCUGAUAUGUGCGCUCUCGCUCCGGGCCCCACCGGAAACACCGUCUCAGUGGCUCGCUCUGUCUCCAUCCGCCAGCCCUUGGCCAGCAGCAGGGCGGCCGGAGCCAAGGGCUCCCACGGCCUGUCAACGGACGUCAUCACGGCAGCAGCAGCGCUCUCCCUCUCUGGCAGCGGCAGACGCAGCGGCCGCCGCCUUACCUCCUCCCCCUUUGGCGAUCAGACGUUGCUCGCUCCCAAGUCGCACGAUUUCCCCCUCACGGACGGCCCAGAUGGGAUCUUCCUCGCGGUGGUUGCCAUCCUAGGGCUGCUAGCGGAGGGAGGGUACAUCCGGCUGAGCAGCCCUGCAGUGCUGGGGCUGGUGCCUGGGGGUCCGGGGGCAGGGCUGGGAUCGGUGGUGGCGGACAGAGGGGCGGGGGACCGCAACAACGUGGGGGCGUGGGCGGUGUAUGGCGUUCAGAGGGCGCUGCAGCUGGCGCCUAGCAGGCUGCUCACGCCUGCUGUGUACCAUGCGCUCAUGACUGCUGUGCUCAGAUCAGAGUCAGCCACAUCAGUGCAGGGAGCCGGUGAUAGUGGUAUCACUUACAGGGGCGGCAGCAGCAGCACCAGUGCGGGUCCUGCAGCCACUCGGGCAGAAGCAGCAGCAGCAGAAGCAGCAGCAGCAGUGGCAGCACGAGCAGCAGCAGAAGGAGCAUCAGUACUGCCUGCGGACACGGCGUUUGCUGCGUCUCAGCUGCAGCUGCUGCUGGCGCUGCUCAGAGCGCUGCCUGCUGCUCCUCCCCGCACCCAGCUCGCCAUUCUGCAGGACGUGCUGCUGCUGGUGUCUGUGAGCGGCAGCAACCGCCGGCAGCUCUCCUGCAUCCCCGAGUGGCCCGAGUGGCUGCUGGAAACCCUCCUGGACAACCUCGAGCGACUGCCUGCUGGAGCGUGCUCCAUCAGCAGCACCCAAGGGGGCGUGCAGGGGCAGCAACGGGUGGGGGGAGAAGAGGGGCAGCAGGAGAAGGGUGAAGGCACGCACACAGCUGCGGGUGCUGGUAGCGCAGAGGGGGUGGGGGCAGAGGUGGUGGAUGCGGAGGGGGAGGGCCACGAGGAGGUUGAUAGUGGGGAUGGGGAUGGGGAUGGCAGCGGUGGGGAGGUGACGGGUGAGCAGGGGGAGCGGGUGGCUGUGAACGAGAUGAUCUUCACGUUCCUGGGGACCGUGCUGGAGCACUGCAUGACGUUCAAGGACGGCUGGAAGGAGCUGGAGGCCACCUUCCACUGCCUCGAGUGGAUGGCUCUCAUUGGUGGAUCCAGCAUCGGCCCAGAGCGAGUCAAGCGUGAGGCGGGCAUGGCGACGGUGAAGCGGCGGCUGCUGCAUGGCGUCAUGGACUUCACUGCCGCGCAGCUCACAGUGCAGGCCCAAGUGGAGGCCGCAGCAGCGGCGGCAGCAGCAGCGGCAGCGGAGGCAGCAGCCCUGUCGUCCCCGCUGCCCGUGGACAUCCCCAUCUCCCCCACGCCCUCCUCCCCCCACCCUCGCUCCCCCGACCCCCUACUCGUGUCCGCCACCUCCGCCUGCCUGCUGGAGAACGCAGUGGCGCUGCUCAUGCUGCUCGAAGACUUCCUCCGCAUCCACGCCGCAGCGCGCUCGCCCCUGCCCCUCGCCACGCUCGCCUUCGAUGCCGAUGACACCCUCCCCGGCUCCCGCCCCGCUGCCUGGCAGGAGGCACCUGCUGGCUCCCCCACGCCUGCCUCGGCUGCUGCAGCGCUGCCCGGCACCACGGCAACAGCGGCGGCAGCAGCGGCGGCGGGGUUAAAACCUCUGGCUGCACAGCUGUCCAACCCGCUGCUCUCCUCCGGCUCCUCCUCCCGCAGGCGCAGCCCUACGGACCUGAUCACCCUCGAGAUGCUCGGCCUCAUGGCGGAUGACACGGGGCAGCUCACCCCCGCCAUGCUCGAUAGGAUCACCGCUUCCACUAGUGCUGAGCCCUUUGAGGGCGUACGCUGCGCACUGCCCACCUACGGGUCCAUUUCCCAGGAGUUACCCCUCAGCUGGGGGCACAGGAGCAAGCUGUGGUAUGGGGUGGCGCUGCCGCCAGAAGGGAAGGGUGGCCCAGGGUGGGGUGGGGGCCGGGCGGCGUGGGCGGCAGCAGUGGAGAUGGACCCUGUGACGGGGCGGUGGCAGGAUCUGCCUCUUGUGGUGAAGGCGGUUGGGAUCCUGCGAUCGAUGCUGCUGGAGGAAGGGGAGGUGGCGCAGGGGGGCGAGGGAGGGGGAGGAGGAGGAGAGAGUGGAGCGGGAGAGGGAGGGAAGACGCAGGGGGGGAAGGCAGGGGGAGGGGCGGCAGAGGGGGUGUUGGCGGUGGUGGGGGGGAUAGCGAACAUGCUGGGAGGGGGCAGCCCAGGGGGCGUGCUGAACAGGGCGAGCCAGCGGCUGCUGGAGGACGACCAGACGCUGCUCACUGUGCUCAGGCUCGCUGCUGUGGCUGCUAGGGAGCUCAGUGAUGUGGUGGACGAGGGAGGAGAGGGGGGAGAAGGUGGGCGAGAAGAUUCGGGUGUGGGGGAGAGGGCGGCAGGGGCAGGAGGGGUUGCAGGGGGAGGGUUGGUGAAGAGAGGCGAAGGGGGAGCAGUGGCCCUGGAACGAGCUGAGCUGGAGGGGAUCUCUCCUGGCGUUCUCAGCUCCCUGCUCUGGCGGGUCGUGCUGCCGCUGCUCACCACAGCGUCGCUUGAUGCGCGCAAGCAGUGUGCGCUGGCCACAUCUGCUGUCCUGCACACAGAGGCCAUCCACGCCAUUGCCCCAUCGCGCACCAUCCUGCGUCCGUCCCUCAUUGCGGUGUUGCUGCCCCCCUUGGCCGCCCUCCUGCGCAAGUGGCGCCCCGCCUUUGCCUUCAUCGCUGAGCUCACCGACUUUGAGGGCCACAACCCCUUCUUGAGGGACCACGACCGCGCUCUGGCCACCGACGCUGCUGCUGAAGAGGCGUCGCUGGCUCUGCUGCAAGUCAUCUGGGUGGCAGCCUUCGCCUCCCCCCCCGCCUCCACCGCCCUUGCAGCCAUGGCUGCUGCUGCUGGCCCCGGCUCCACUGCUCUCCCCACCCCCCUCACCUCCUCCUCCUCCUCCUCCUCCCUCACCAACCUCUCCUCAGCUCCUGUCUCCCGCACCUCCACUCACCCUAGUGCCACCACACCCACUGGUAGCACCGCCCUUGCUGCCACAGCUAGCAGCUUCUCUGGUACCAGCAGCGGCACGGUUGGUACCGUCCACCGCACUAGCAGCCAUCACGUGCCGCCCAGCCAGCACAGCUCCAGCUCAGCAGUCAACAGGCGCCCUUCCGCACGGCGCAGCGGUGUGACUAAGGGGGGGGGAGGGAGGCAAGAGGGGGAGCGGGAGGGGGCGACAUCGUCUCAGCGGCGCAUGAAUGGGGACAAGGACAGGGCGCAGCGGUGGAGCCUGGGGGAGGCCAUGGAGAAGGCGUGGGACUGCAGCCAUGGGAUCCCCGUCUCCCCUGCCACUCGCAGCAGCGCUGCUGCUGCUGGUGGGGGUGGGGGAGGAGGGGAAGGGAGGGAGGGAGGAGUGGGGGCGUCAGGGUCGGAUGACACGCUGAACGCCAUGGCGCUGGGGCCGACUCUGGGAGGGCUGCAGCAGCACCUGGACGGCAUGCGCGGCCUCAUUCGGGCUCAGAGGCUGCGGCGGGUGAAGAUAGAAACGCAGAUGGCACGCGCGCACACAGCUGGCAUGCGCAUGUGGCGCUCCCUCGUUCGCCAGCUGCUCGAGUCAGGGCUCCUGGUGGGCCUUCCGGGAAGCUACCAGGAGCUGAAGCAGCGCAAGGUGUUUUGGAAGGUGGACCGCGUGGAGAGCGGCUCGCGCAUGCGGCGACGCAUGGUGCGCAACUAUGGCGGCUCCGACUGCCACGGGCUGGCUGCUGACUUCCGCGACGAGCACGAGAUGGACGCCAUCCGCCGCGCCCGGGGGGACGAGGGGGCAGGGGAUGCGGCAGAAGCCAAGGGCGAGGAGGGGCAGCGGGCGCAGGAGGGAGGUGGGGGAGAGACGAGGGUGGAGGUGGGGGGAGAGCCGGCUUCUGUGGGUGCUGUGGGAGAGAAAGUGGAGGGGGGUGGGGAGGGGGUAGAGGCGGCAGAGGGAGAGGGUGCUGGGGCUGUGAGUGCGGAUGGAGAGGGGGGCGGGAAGGAGGAUGGGCAGGAGGGAGCUGUAGAGAAGAGUAGUGCUGGUGAGGGCGAUGGCAGCGCAGGGGAUGGCGCUGGGAGGGGAGGUGUGGACGAGGCCGGAGGGGCCAUAGUGGAAGACGCGUCAGGGCUGCUGGGGGGCUGCCUGCCCGCUCCUGUGAAAGACUUUGAUGCUCCGGCGGAGGUGAGGGAGGAUGAAGAGGAGCAGGAAGGGGAAGAGGAGAGGGAGGGAGGUGCGGGAGUGGAAGGGGCAGGGGAGGACAGAGGGAAAGGGGGAGAUGGCAACACGACACAGGAAGUUGAAGUUGCAGCAGAGGGGGAUGCUGAAGGCGUGAAGGCAGCAGGUGAGGUUAAGGGCGGGGGCAUGGCUGCAGAGCAUGAGGCGUUGAAGGGUGGUGCACACCUCACAGCCAGUGAACCAGGCGCAGAUGGCCCCGGCAGGCCCGAUACUUUGGAGGCGAAGGGUGCUGAGUCAGAAGAGAGGGAUGGCGGGGAAGUGAAGCAGGCAGAUGGAGGAGGAGUGAGGCAGGCUGCCGAGCCGACAGGCCAGGCAGCAUCAGCCUCUGCUGCACCCUCUGAGCCUCUCUCCACCACCACCCCCAGUGCCACCAGUGCCAUUGCCAGUCUCGCUGCUGCUGCUCCUGCUGCUCCUGCCGCCCCCACCACUUCUGCCCCGACUGCAGCUGCAGCUCCCCCUGCAGCACUUGCCGUAUCCGCAGUAGCAGCGGUGGCAGCAGCUGCAGGCGAGCAGCCCGGACUAUCCGCCGUGGUGGGCGGCAGCGAGGUGGCGGCAGAAGUGGCGGUGGGGGAGAGGGAGCGCGUGAUGGUGGAGGUGCCAGCCAUGAUGGUGCUGCCCCUGCAGGUCGUCACAGGCCGCCUGCUCGUCACCGCCUCGCGCCUGCUGUUCCUCGUGGACCCCUCCGUGACCUUCAGGGAGAGCGGGGCGGACGAACAAAGGAAGGGGGGGAGCGAGCGGAGGGAAGGGGGAGGGGAAGAGGAGGAGGAGGGUGUGGGGGGGAAGAAGGCGCGGGAUAGAGUGUGGCGGCUGACGUCAGUGAGAGAGGUGCUCAGCAGACGGUAUCUGCUGCGGCGCUCUGCCCUGGAGAUAUUCAUGAUCGACCGCUCCAACUUCUUCUUCAACUUCGAGGGCCCAGAGGAGCGGCUACGGGUGCACCGAGCCAUAGAGCACGCCAACCCGCCGCACCUGCAGCACCACUUCUUGCCCACACAGCGCCCGGAGAAGAUGCUUGAGCGGCUGCAGCUCACAGAGAGAUGGCUCAGGCGAGAGAUCACCAACUUCGACUAUCUCAUGCAGCUCAACACGCUAGCCGGCCGCACAUUCAAUGACGUCACGCAGUACCCCGUAUUCCCCUGGGUGAUUCAGGACUAUACCUCCAAGGAGCUCGAUCUCACCAACCCAGCCACAUUCAGAGAUCUCUCCAAGCCGGUGGGCGCCCUGGACGCGGCGCGGCUGGAGAAGUUCAUCGAGCGCUACCACAGCUUCGCGGACCCCAUCAUCCCCAAGUUCCACUACGGCUCGCACUACUCCAGCGCCGGCAUCGUGGCGCACUACCUGCUGCGAGUGGAGCCAUACACGUCGCUGGCGCUGGCCCUGCAGGGUGGGCAGUUCGACCACCCCGACCGCCUCUUCCUCGACGUGGCCGCCACGUGGCGGGGGGUCACCAGCGACAUGAGCGAUGUCAAGGAGCUGAUCCCCGAGUGGUUCUGUCUGCCUGAGAUGUUCUGCAACGUCAACGGGCUGCACCUCGGCUCCACACAGAAGGGAGAGGUCAUCGGCGAUGUGAAGCUGCCCCCUUGGGCUGCCAGUGCAGCGGACUUUGUGCGCAAGCAGCGGGCGGCACUGGAGAGCGAAUACGUGAGCAGCAACCUGCACCACUGGAUCGACCUCAUCUUCGGCUACAAGCAGAAGGGCAAGGAGGCCCUCAACGCACACAACGUGUUCUUCUAUGUCACGUACGAGGGGGCAGUGGACAUCGACUCCAUCACCAACCCCAUUGUGCGGCGCGGCAUGCAGGAUCAGAUCUCGUACUUCGGCCAGACGCCCUCGCAGCUGCUCACCACGCCGCACCCCCAGCGCAUCCCCCUGGACUUCGCCCUGCACCUGCACACUGUCUUCCGCAAGCCCGAUGAGAUCCUGCCCUACGUGCUGCCCAAUCCGGAUACGCUCAACGUGCCCGCGAGUCGAAUUGUCGCCACGUCAGAUUCCAUCGUGACCGUCGAUCUGAAUGCCCCAGCGUGCCAUGUGGCGGUGCAUCAAUGGCAGCCCAACACCCCGGAUGGCCACGGGUGGCCGUUUUUGUUUCAGCCUGGGCGGUCUUCGUUGACUGGUAGUGCCAUCCUGCGCAUGCUGACAGGUGCAGCGCUGGGCAGCAAGGGCAGCAACAGCGAGACCUCCCUCUACCCUCGCCUCGUGGCCCUCCCUGCUCCGGGGGUCAAGCACACCUCGUCAGCAGCAGGCACAGUGGGAAUGGGAGGGGAAGGAGGAGGCGGCGGGGGGAAGGAGAUAAUUGCAAUUUCCCCGGACGGCAAGUUCCUGUUCACGGGGGGACACGCGGAUUUCUCUGUGAAGCUGGUGUCGGUUGACUCGACCCGCGUGCUGGAGACAGCCGCGGUGCACGCGGGCCCGGUAACCUGCCUCGCGCUCUCCCCUGAUGGUGCAACCCUGGCCACGGGCGCCACAGACGGGGUGGUGCUGCUGUGGCGGGUCAACCAGGCCAGUGCGCCCUUCACCGCCUCCCCUGCCGCGGGGGUCACUGCUGGCCUCGUGGCCGCAGGGGGGGGGGGAGGGGGGCGCCUGGCGAGGAGAAGCACGGCAGCUCCCACAGGCCCGCAUGACCCGGCUCUGGCAGCGGCUGCAGCCGCAGUGUCGGCAAGUGAGGAGCGCGCCGGGAGUGUGGCGGUGGGCGGGGCGGACUACCAGGACAGAGGUGCAGGCGGGGGGAUGUCGGAAGCGGCUCUCCUGCUGAGUGCGGCGGGGGGCAUGGGCAUGGGGGGGGGGCUAGAGGCGCCGCGCAAGUGGCGGCGCAUGGAGGGGCCGGUGCAGGUGCUGCGGGGCCACCUGGACGACCUCCUGUGCUGCGCCGUGUCGUCCGACCUCGACCUCGUUGCGUCCUCCUCGCGCUCGCGCGGCGUCAUCCUGCACUCCCUCAUGAAGGGCCGCUUCUUGCGCCAGCUGCCGGGCGUGGGGCCCGCGGAUGUGCUCGCCAUCUCCCCCGAGGGGGUGGUGGUGGUGUGGGAGCGGCAGCCGAGGACCCUGCGGGCAUUCACCAUCAACGGCGGGGCGGUGGCGGGGGUGAGCAUCUCGGAGGAAGAUGGCGAUGUGAGCGGGCUGCAGGUGUCAAGCAACGGUCUGUUCCUGGCAGUGGGCACUGACUGCAGCCGGUGGCGGCACGUGAGGGAGAAGGAGAGGCAGCAGGAACUGGAGCGGGCUGCUGUGAAGGCAGGGGAGAAGGUGGGACUGGGAAAGGCUGGGGGAGAGAGGCAGGAGAGGGGUGGGGAUUUGGAUGGGGAGAAAGAGGAGACGGCCCGUGGCCAGGGGGGAGAGGGAGGGGAGGCAGGAGAGGCCGAUAGAGGCAGUGAGAGGCAGGAGGGCGGAGGGGGGAAUGGAGAGGGUGGAAAGAUGGUUGCAGGGGCGGGUGACGCACUGGCGGACUGGAGGGAUACGGAUGAGGGCGGGUCGCGGAAGGAGCGCGGAUCAGCAGUCUCGCUGCUGGACCUCUUCUCCCUCAAGGCGCUGUGUCGCUUCAAGCUGCCCGAGGGCACGGACGUGACGGCGCUGGCGCUGUCAGCCGACAACACCAACCUGCUGUGCUCCACGUCUGCUGACCUUGCACCGGGCCAACUCAUCCUCUACAGCAACCCUCUUCUGAGUGUGAAGAUGGUGGAUCAAAUGCUGCGCCUGGGAUGGGAGGGCAGCGAGUUUGCGAGCAUAUUCUGAGACUUGCGGUAAACGUGGGAGAGCCGAAGUUGGAGAGGAGAACCUUGUGGCACGAUGCAAGAGAAACAAUCAACUGUGGAAGCCUGGACUAGUAGCAGCUUGCACUAAAUAUACGUACUGAGUGUUAGCAAGCCACAUGCUGUCCUGUGGCUACCCAUUCAUGUAUAACUUUUGUUAUUUUUGUAGCAUGCUUUGAAGGUAGCUUUGAGCGAUUAAGGGCGCAUUCCUAGAACCUGAACCCAAGAACAGACGUGCGAUAAACCCAGUUGCACCAUACUCAAAACGCGUUUUUACCCGUUGCACCACGCGACUCAUUGGUGAUGCUGUGC